AACAAAAUCGGAUUCAGGCAGUUAUCCACGGUUACAGAUAUUUUUACCAUCCUACCCAUAAUCCCAACAACCAAAUCGGUAAAAAUAUCACAUAUAUCAGAAGUAGACUCCUAGACUCCACCAUCUAACAAUACAGACAAACCAAUUCCCCACUUGAACAAGCUUUCCCUUUCCUCAUUAUUAACGUGUUUCGUUCUAUUACACCGACGUCCUAAGGCUCCAGAAUGAUCGAGUGAUUGUUUUCAAGAAAAUAAUAAUGGUGGAUUUAUUGACUUCUUAACCAGACGCUUCCCUCACAUUGUUAUAUCCAUUCCAUCCUUUCACUUAUGUAUCAUUUGAUUUCACACUCACAUUAGUGUAUUUGGAUUAUAUGUAUACUAAUAAUGAUGUGUAGGUUUUAAGAAUGUUUUGUGACGUAGAAAAAUGCACAGAUUAUAUAUGAAGUAAAAUACAUCAUGCAUUCUCUAUAUAUGCAUUCUGUGAUUAAAACACGUAAAAAAAAUGUUGUAUUCUAUAGAAUACAUGCAUACUCAGAAUACAACAUUUAAAUUCAAGGUUCGAACCUGGCCAAGUGUAAAGUUACCACUCCAUGGUUUCAACCACAUUGGUUGUCAUGCCGGUGGCAUGCCACCCGGUUGAACCUGGUUCAAUCUGUACCGGUCAUGAAACCGGCAUGACACCACUAGUAUGACCGGUAUGAUCGACUUACAUAUUCUAAGCAAAUUAAUAUCGUUUUAAUGAAUUUAAUUAAUAUAAAAAUUAAUUUAUCAUUCAUUUUAUGAAUUUAAUAGUUAAAAAUUGAUGAUAUUUGUUGGAUUGUAACUUAAUUGUCCACAAAUAUGUUUUAUAUAUGAUUAAAUACAUUGGAUAUUAAUUGUUUUUACACUUUUUUAAACCGACAUGAAUCGACACAAACUGGUUAUACCAUCGGUCAUACCAUUCCACUUGCCAAACCUGCACAACGGUAUAAACCGGUUUGACAACCUUGAACCACAACCAAUCACAUUCUUAGUCAGCAAGAAACGCAAAACUCCCCAACAACCCUACACGUGUAGGGACAAGAUCCAAACAAGUCGCGAUUUUUGAAAACGAUGGAAAUAAAGAAGAUUAAAAUAAUCGAACCGGGCGGACCGAUUGGUCAACAAAUAUCUACCCCCCUCUUCUUUUGAGAUAAUUAUCUACCCCCUUCUUCAGGCUUGACUGUUGAGCUCAUUCCAGACUUUACUCUCGCAGCUCUGCUCUCUCUUCCGAUCAUCGCACACCAGUAAGUCACUUCAUCCUCUGGUUCUCUUUCCCUUGCGCGAUUGCUUCUUCCGCUGGUUCUUCGUAGCCAUUGAUCGUUGCUGUUUGGACUGUGAGUAGAGUGAUUCCCAUGGUUUGACUUCCAAGUUUUUGACUGGCUGGUGGGUGGACUGCGCUCUCGCUCUGCCUACCUGUUUGUUUUGCUUGGAAUUUGAAGGAAAACUUUAAUUGGCUUGCAUGUCUUUGAGCUUUGAUCGCCGGUGUGCGGAUUUCUUCCGUUUAGCAUCUCGACGAUUUGCUUUUGCGUAAUUUUGGAAAUUUUUGUAUGCGCCGGUGACGUGGUUGUUUUUUGUCCGUGAUAUUUCGUUUGUCCGUUUGUGUGUUUGGCUAUGGAUGUAUCUGAAGUUUUUUUUUUUUUGUGUGGAGAUUAGACUGAUCUAUAUGUUUGGUUUAAGAAGUUUGAUUUACGGCCAUGGUACUUAUAUCGGUUUCCCUUACAGUAGCAAGGAUGGGAACGUCGUUUAGGCCUGUCGCAGCUGCUCUUCUGCUCUGCCUCCUGCUGCCUUUGGCUUUUGCCGCGCCCAAUGAUGGGCUGGUCAAGGUUGGGAUCAAGAAGAGAAAGUUUGAUCAGAACAACCGUGUUGCUGCCCAGCUGGGGUCUAAAGAAGGGGACUUGUUGAAUGCUUCCGUUAGAAAGUACCGAUUCCGUGGGAAUUUGGGAGAUAGCGAGGAUGCUGACAUCGUGAUCCUGAAGAACUACAUGGAUGCUCAGUACUUUGGGGAGAUUGGUAUUGGCACUCCCGCACAGACUUUUACGGUGAUAUUCGACACGGGUAGUUCGAACCUGUGGGUGCCUUCUUCCAAGUGCUAUUUCUCGCUUGCUUGCUAUCUCCACCCUAGGUACAAGUCAAGUAAAUCAAGCACCUACAAGGAGAAUGGAAAAUCUGCCGCUAUCCAGUAUGGAACUGGAGCUAUUUCUGGCUUCUUCAGUGAGGAUAAUGUAAAAAUUGGUGAUAUUGUUGUCAAGGACGUGCAAUUUAUUGAAGCAUCAAAGGAACCAGGAAUCACGUUCUUGGUGGCUAAAUUUGAUGGUAUACUCGGGCUUGGCUUUCAGGAGAUCUCUGUGGGAAAUGCCGUCCCUGUGUGGUACGACAUGAUUGAACAAGGACUCAUCAAUGAGCCAGUUUUCUCAUUCUGGCUUAACCGCAAUGCUGAUGAGGAGCAAGGGGGCGAACUUGUUUUUGGUGGUGUGGAUCCUAACCACUUUGUGGGUGAGCACACAUAUGUGCCUGUGACUGAGAAAGGUUAUUGGCAGUUUGAUAUGGGUGAUGUUUUGGUUGGUGGAAAAUCUACUGGAUUCUGUUCCGGUGGCUGUGCAGCCAUUGCUGACUCUGGAACCUCUUUGUUAGCCGGACCAACGUCAAUUAUUACAGAAGUUAAUCAUGCCAUUGGUGCUACUGGGGUAGUCAGCCAAGAAUGCAAACUUGUAGUUUCUCAAUAUGGAGAAACUAUAAUUCGUAUGCUUUUGGCAAAGGAUGAACCUCUAAAGAUAUGUUCUCAGAUCGGCUUAUGUGAGUUUGAUGGAUCACGUGGUGUUAGCAUGGGUAUUCGGAGUGUUGUGAAUGAGAGCAUUGAGAAAGCAGUUCAUGCUACCAGUGAGGCAAUGUGCAGUGCUUGUGAGCUGGCAGUUGUCUGGAUGCAGAACACGCUUAAGCAGAAUGAAACACAGGAACAGAUACUCAACUAUGCAAAUGAUCUCUGCGAUCGAAUCCCAAGCCCAAUGGGUGAAUCAGUAGUUGAGUGUGCCGGCUUGUCUACCAUGCCUAAUGUUUCAUUUACUAUUGGUGGAAAGGUCUUUGAACUUACUCCGGAGGAGUAUGUCCUCAAAGUUGGCGAGGGGCCUGCUGCUCAGUGCAUUAGCGGAUUUACAGCACUCGAUGUCCCGCCACCACGUGGCCCUCUCUGGAUCCUGGGCGAUGUGUUCAUGGGCCGUUACCACACCGUGUUUGACUACGGCAACCUCAGAAUUGGGUUUGCAGAAGCCGCGUAGUUGGACUGUUUCUCUAAUGCUGCUGGUUCAGCUCCGGUGCCGGCGUGGUAUCUUUUAUUAUUCUCUCCUGAUGCGGUGACACACUGUUAUCAGUAUAACCUUCCCUGUGAGUGCCACAUGCUUGUAUAUAGUUGUGUCUCGCCGGAAGACUGAGAAGUAUGUUUGUUGUGGAACUGCAAUAUGCAAGACUGUGUAACGCCGACUAAAUGUUGUUGUGCACUCCCGUAAGUUAUUAUUUUGGGAGAGCGAAUGAUAGAAUACUAUGCACACAAACUUUGCGAGGCCUAUCUUCUUGCCUGUUAUUUAUGUGAUGUAAAUGCAACUAGUUGGGUACGUAGGGGUUUAUGCAACAUCUCUCAAGUUUAAUAAUCAGGUUCGAGGCGUGCUUUGUGAUUACGCGCUAGGUUUGCUUCAUGAAUUGGAAAAUGGGAGUUUUGGUAAAAUUUGUAUUUUGAAAAAUCAUAGAUUUAUGAUGGAGUUAUUGCCCUUAUAGAUUUAAAGAAGUGUUGCUUAUUGGAUUUUGUUAUGGAUUUUACUUAUCAUAUAUGUUAGUAUGAUGGAUUGUCAGCUUUCGUUCAAAUCUCAUCUUGAGAAAUCUAUAAAUCUCAUGGAUUCUACUUCUCUAAAAUUGACGAGAAAAUAAUGAACUUUGGAACAAUUCUAUAAUAGAUGGGAUUUGAGACGCAAAGCCAUUGUCAAAAUCAUGAAGCAAACCAACGCUAAGUAGAGAGAUCCAUUUAACCCUUGAACUUCAUAUGUUUCCCACAUCAAGGAGAUCAAAGAGAUUAAUGCACAAUCAUAGAGAUGAGAUAGCAUGCCUACCCUUAAAAGGGCUGGAAAAAUGACACCCUAUUAAUUAUAAGUUUUUAAGGUAAUUAAUUUGGGUUGCAUUUAUUAAUCUGUAUGAAUUAAAAAUACAUAUUAAUUACUUUCCUUGUUUUAGUACACUGGUAGUUGUAUCAAUGCAAUGGUAUUAGUGUACAGGUGCAAUGAUAAAUGUAUCAGUUCAAUGGUAGUUCCAAAGAAUUAACGUAAUUAAUAUAAGUUCAGUAUACAGGUGCAAUGGUAGUUGUAUCAGUGCAAUGGUAGUUAAAAAAAAAGGAAUGCAAUUAAGACGAGUUUUCAAUUUCCAAAGAUUAUUAAAUGCAACACGAAUUUAAUACAAAAAAUAACUAUAAUUAAUAGGAGUGUCAUUUUUUCAACUCCUUAGAAGGAUUAGCAUGCUAAAGCAUAUACUCAUUAUGUCAUUAUCUCCUGCUUCUUGGAUUUAGCAUUUCGCUUUACAAUUUGCAUAAGAAAUCAUCUGCUUAAAUAUAACAUUUGUUUUAUACAAAAUCAUAAAAAUUUGCAAAAAUAUCAAUAUUUGAUAAUACAGAUUAUUUUUAAAU
Messenger RNA from Linum trigynum, 4680 nucleotides. The record is from the annotation of a GenBank genome assembly. Lineage: Eukaryota; Viridiplantae; Streptophyta; Magnoliopsida; Malpighiales; Linaceae.